Molecule: messenger RNA, 1374 nt
Organism: Cebus imitator (Panamanian white-faced capuchin)
Lineage: Eukaryota; Metazoa; Chordata; Mammalia; Primates; Cebidae
Gene: ARPC1B
Product: actin related protein 2/3 complex subunit 1B
Exons: 9
Biological process (GO): Arp2/3 complex-mediated actin nucleation
Cellular component (GO): actin cytoskeleton; Arp2/3 protein complex
Molecular function (GO): actin filament binding
Source: RefSeq, a predicted model, not a curated record
CCUUGCAGUCUGGGGACCGGACUGCAGGGCUCGCUAGCUGCUUGGUCACCUGCGUGCAGAGCCCGCAGUCCCCGCCGUCCGGGCCCAGAGGACAAGACUCCCAUAUCCCGCGCCCAGCAGCCCCCGGGGACCGUGCGCCCGGCACGGGCUCGGAGAUCCCGCCCAGCGGCGGCUCAGGCGGCGCGCCUCGCUCCCAGCCUCAGUUUCCCCAUUGAUAAAGCGUUGACGGGCAGUUGUUGACGGCUUCUGCGGACAGAACCUUGAGCUCCGACGUCCGCACGGGUCCCGGCAGCCCCCACGCCCCGAAGGGAGGGCGGGACCUGGAUCUCGCGACCGCUGCCCCUGGUUCCCGCCCCCAGGCCCUAUGGGGCUGAGGUCGGGAGGCCCCGCCCCCCGCCCACGAGGAAGUGGCUGCGGCUGCAGCGCGGGGCCCAGAGCCGGUUCGGCGCGUCGACUGCCCAGAGUCCGCGGCCGUGGCGCGGGAGGAGCCAAGCCACCAUGGCCUACCACAGCUUCCUGGUUGAGCCCAUCAGCUGCCACGCCUGGAACAAGGACCGUACCCAGAUCGCCAUCUGCCCCAACAACCAUGAGGUGCACAUCUACGAGAAGAGUGGCGCCAAAUGGACCAAGGUGCAUGAGCUCAAGGAGCACAAUGGGCAGGUGACAGGCAUCGACUGGGCUCCUGAGAGUAACCGAAUUGUGACCUGUGGCACAGACCGCAACGCCUACGUGUGGACACUGAAGGGCCGCACGUGGAAGCCCACGCUGGUCAUCCUGCGGAUCAACCGGGCCGCCCGCUGUGUGCGCUGGGCCCCCAACGAGAACAAGUUCGCUGUGGGCAGCGGCUCCCGUGUCAUCUCCAUCUGUUAUUUCGAGCAGGAGAAUGACUGGUGGGUUUGCAAGCACAUCAAGAAGCCCAUCCGCUCCACCGUCCUCAGCCUGGACUGGCACCCCAACAAUGUGCUGCUGGCUGCCGGCUCCUGCGACUUCAAGUGCCGGUGAGACUGGGCACCAUGGGGGAGGGUGGGGCUGAUGUCAGCUGACUGCCAAAAUCACAGCAGGGAUUGGGGGGGUUGGGUACAUGGCGUCUGCUUCUCAGCUAGCGGGAGCCGCGUGGCCUGGGUGAGCCAUGACAGCACCGUGUGUCUGGCUGAUGCUGAGAAGAAGAUGGCUGUUGCGACCCUGGCCUCUGAAACACUGCCGCUGCUGGCACUGACCUUCAUCACAGACAACAGCCUGGUGGCAGCGGGCCACGACUGCUUCCCGGUGCUGUUCACCUAUGACGCCGCUGCGGGGACUCUGAGCUUCGGCGGGCGGCUGGAUGUGCCCAAGCAGAGCUCGCGGUGGGGGGCUGCCCAAAAUCAGGAGGAGUAG